Messenger RNA from Merops nubicus (carmine bee-eater), 1341 nucleotides. It is a transcript of the gene MAOA, whose product is annotated as monoamine oxidase A. Gene Ontology annotation, molecular function: oxidoreductase activity. The record is from RefSeq and is a predicted model, not a curated record. Lineage: Eukaryota; Metazoa; Chordata; Aves; Coraciiformes; Meropidae. The transcript is spliced from 12 exons.
AUGAAGAUAUGCUCUGUUGUGUUUCAGGUGCUUAUGUUCUUAUGUGUGUUUUAGGGAAAGUCACGUUAUCUCGUGGGUGUUUCCCCUUCAACUUGGAAUCCCUUAGUUUAUCUGGAUUACAAUAACUUCUGGAGGACCAUGGACAAGCUGGGAAGAGAGAUUCCUCCUGAAGCACCAUGGAAUGCUCCACGUGCUGAGGAAUGGGACAAAAUGACCAUGGAGGACCUGAUAAAUAAGAUUUGCUGGACCAAAGCUGUUAAAGAAUUUGCCACCUUUUUUGUGAAUGUCAACGUCACGUCUGAGCCUCAUGAAGUCUCUGCUCUCUGGUUCCUGUGGUAUGUGAGGCAGUGUGGGGGCACAUCCAGGAUUUUCUGUAUCACCAAUGGGGGCCAGGAGAGGAAGUUUAAAGGGGGUUCUGGUCAGAUAUCGGAGAAAAUAAUGGAACGCCUCAAAGGCAGAGUUAAACUGGAGAGACCUGUGGUCCGUAUUGAUCAGACAGGUGAUAAUGUUGUUGUGGAGACUCUAAACCAUGAGAUAUAUGAGGGCAAGUAUGUGAUCAGUGCUAUCCCUCCAAUCCUGACAACGAAGAUUCAUUUCAAACCUGAACUGCCACCAAAGAGAAACCAGUUAAUUCAGCGUCUGCCUAUGGGCUGUGUCAUAAAAACCAUGGUGUACUACAGGGAAGCCUUCUGGAAGAGGAAGGGUUAUUGUGGUUCCUUCGUCAUUGAGGAUGAGGAGUCUCCAAUUGGAAUUACCAUAGAUGACACAAAACCUGAUGGAUCUUUCCCUUCUAUUAUGGGUUUCAUCCUUGCCAGAAAAGCUGUUAAACUGGCCCAUCUCAGUAAGGAGGAGAGGAAGAAGAAGAUCUGUGAGGCAUAUGCCAAGGCAAUGGGGAUGGAAGAGGCUUUACAUCCUGUGCAUUAUGAAGAAAAGAACUGGAGCAUGGAGCAAUAUUCAGGGGGUUGUUACACAGCCUACUUCCCACCAGGCAUAAUGUAUUCUUAUGGAAGGAUCAUUCGCCAGCCUGUUGACAGAAUCUACUUUGCUGGCACGGAGACAGCUACCCAAUGGAGUGGAUACAUGGAGGGGGCUGUGCAGGCAGGAGAGAGAGCGGCCAGAGAGAUAUUGUAUAGCAUGGGCAGGAUCUCAGAGAAUGAGAUUUGGAUGCCAGAGCCAGAGUCACAGGAUGUCCCAGCCCGACCGUUCACCACCAGCUUCUGGGAGAGGAACCUGCCAUCUGUGCCAGGACUGCUGUGCCUGCUUAGCUCUACCCUGUGUUUCACCUCUGUGGCUGCUGCGGGGCUGUUUGCCUGUAAAAAGGGACUACUAAUUCGAAAUUAG